AAGAAAGAAAGAAAGAAAGAAAGAAAGAAAGAAAGAAAGAAAGAAAGAAAGAAAAGACCAGCCUCUCCAACUUUCUGCGAGUCAUUCCCGGAAAUUGUCUCGUGGAGCUGCUCGGUCUCUCCUGCUCAACUCUGGGGAAAGCCACGACUUCGGGCAAUUCUUCCUCGAUUUCCCUUGCGCAUUUCCUCUUUCUGCAGCGCAGCUUUCCUUUCCUUUCCUCACGUGCCUCCGUUUUCGUGGCGAAGGAUCGCUUGGGAGGCCGCGUCCUCCUUCCAGAGCGCCCUGAGCGGCGGAGAGGAACGCGGCGGAGCUAGAGAGCAGUUGCUGUGCGACUUGCGAUGGGAUCGAAGCUCUCUGUUGAUGAUUCUGUCCGCGUCGUAAUCGUUGGAGGGGGCUUUGGGGGGAUCGAAGCUGCUCGCCUCCUGCAGGAUUGGGGGAUCCCCUUCCUCCUCGUGGACAUGAGAGACGCCUUCCACCACAACGUGGCUGCUCUGCGGGCUUCUGUACAGGGAGGCUUUGCAAAGAAAACCUUUAUCUCCUUCUCUGGGACCUUCAAAGAAAGUUUCCAGCAGGGCAAAGUAGUUGGGAUCGAUUUGGAGAAACAUCAGGUCCUAUUGAACGAUGGUAAAGAGCUUUCAUUUUCUCACCUGAUCCUUGCCACUGGGAGUAAAGGGCCUUUCCCUGGGAAGUUUAAUGAACUUACUAGCAUGGAGAUGGCUAUUCAGGCUUAUGAGGACAUGGUCAAGGAGGUGGAAAGAGCUGCUCGGGUAGUAAUCGUAGGUGGCGGUUCUGCUGGUGUCGAAAUGGCUGCAGAAGUUAAGACAACAUAUCCUAACAAAGAGGUCACACUAAUUCAUUCAAAAAUGGCAUUGGCAGAUGUCGAGCUCCUUCCGAGAGUCAGGGAGGCAGUGAAGGAAACUCUUCAACAGCAGGGUGUGCACCUUUUGUUGGAUCAGAAAGUUUCUAACCUCCAUAUGCUGUCCUUAAACCAAUUCAAGGAGAACAUGAUGGUGAAGACUGAUAAAGGUACAGAGGUUACUGCUGAUCUGGUUAUUCUCUGCACUGGAAUAAAAAUCAACUCUUCAGCAUAUAGCAGUGCAUUCAGAGACAAGCUGGCAAAUAAUGGUUCUUUGAAAGUGAAUGACUACCUUCAGGUUGUGGGAUAUGAUAAUAUCUAUGCCAUUGGUGACUGUGCUGAUGUGAAAGAGCCAAAGAUGGCAUAUCAUGCUGAGCUCCACGCGAAUGUUGUGGUGACCAAUAUUAUCAACAGUCUGACUCAGAAGCCUCUGAAAACCUAUCAACCAGGAUCACUUACCUUCCUGAUCUCCCUGGGAAGUAAUGAUGGAGUGGGACAAAUCAGUGAAUGGUAUGUAGGGCAUCUCUUAGUGACUGUUGUCAAAAGUAAAGAUCUUUUCAUCUCAAAAAGUUGGAAGAAGAUGCAUCAGCAUAUGCCAAGCUAGAAAUGGAACUGCCAAAAACAAAAACAGAACUGAUGGUACCUGUGAUGAAUUAGUAAUGCAUAUUUUGCUUCCAUUAAAAGUGGCAAUUGUCUUUAGGAAACUAAGCAUAAAACCUAGAUUGUAGAUUGUAUCAGUAGAUCUUGGCAGAAACUAUAUUUCACGUUAGGCUAUGGAGUUUGUAUGUUGUUAAUCAGCUAACAUGGAUUUUGUAAAAUUGAUCUGAAUUAAAGUUUGAAUGGAAGAAU
This is a messenger RNA of Python bivittatus (Burmese python), 1705 nucleotides long. RefSeq names its product AIF family member 2, ferroptosis suppressor (gene AIFM2). The record is from RefSeq and is a predicted model, not a curated record. Gene Ontology annotation, cellular component: cytoplasm; mitochondrion. Gene Ontology annotation, molecular function: electron-transferring-flavoprotein dehydrogenase activity; flavin adenine dinucleotide binding. NCBI's taxonomy places the organism in Eukaryota, Metazoa, Chordata, Lepidosauria, Squamata, Pythonidae. Gene Ontology annotation, biological process: apoptotic mitochondrial changes; positive regulation of apoptotic process.